This is a messenger RNA of Cryptococcus deneoformans JEC21, 6043 nucleotides long. Its product is annotated as histone deacetylation-related protein, putative. Lineage: Eukaryota; Fungi; Basidiomycota; Tremellomycetes; Tremellales; Cryptococcaceae. The record is from RefSeq and is a predicted model, not a curated record. Gene Ontology annotation, biological process: regulation of transcription by RNA polymerase II. Gene Ontology annotation, cellular component: Set3 complex. The transcript has 8 exons. Bases 951 to 5942 code for a protein of 1663 amino acids.
CCUUAAUCCAAAAGCCAAUAGUUUUUUUGUAUAUACAUACCUCAAAUACCUACUAAAACUACAAGUUUCUACCCGUCGCUAUCGGUUGCUCAACAUCCUCGACUAAUCUACACGCUUCCCCCUGCACCUAAAUAUCCUUCUCGCCCAUAACACCGUCGUUGCAUCUCCGGCUAUUGUGCUUUCUUCUUCAAAUCGUUACCCAAUGUGCCUCUCUUGUUACGAUCGUUGUAAAGAACCACGCCAAGCGCGAUUAGUCCUAUAAUCAGUAUGUUGGCUAGAAGACGAGGACGGUCAGCGACCCAUUUUCAAUAAGAAAUUGAUGUACCGAAGCUCCCACAAACUCGGCUAUGCUUUCCAAGACAUUCCACACCAGGGACACUACGCCGUGCACAAAAGCAUACACCACGUUGAAGAAUGACUGGAAAACAGCGAAGAUGCUUUGGAAAAUGCCCUGGAAAGCUAUCAUGUGGUAAAGGCCUUCAAAAAGGUUCGUCAUCUUGUGUCUUUUGAGUGAUUACAGUAGUAGAAUAAUUAAUUCACUACCUACUUAUAUACUUUUCCGGGCGUUAUACUCCAUCGUCGCUGGAGGACAACAUGAUGAUGGGGGAGUGAACAACGAUGACGUCGUAGACCACAAAUGAAGCGGGAGGCCAGGAGCCAAACAAAAGAUCGAGCCCCCAUUAAAUUACGUAACAAAAGCAAUAUUUAUUUGGGAUCUUAACCUGUCGGUUCACGCAUGGUGUUCAGUAAUACUUUUCACCUUUUCUCGAUUCGACAUCCAUCUAUCGGCGGCGGAACCCUUCCAUCCACCACGGAUAUCUGCAUCGCGCUAUACUUCUGUACGGUAUGAAGUAAGAAGAAAACCGAGAACAGCCCCUAUACACACUCGAAUUUCCCCAAAAGUGCGACGUCUGCCUUUGUCGCCACAUCACUAAACAAGGGCAGAAGCCAUGUACCCCGACGCUGGUCCUUCUAGACCAGCACCGUAUCCAGCAAAGCCGCUCGUAGGCACGACUGGCCGGUCCCCCAGGUCGGGCCCAUCGAGACGGGAUGAUUUUGAACGGGAUAGAGACAGAGAAGGAUAUAGUGCAACAACACGACCUUAUCCGAUACCACCGUGGUCCAGUAGACUACCGCCUCGUCAACCCGUCCGUCCUUACCAAUCCGGCCCAAGCAUUGGUUCUCGGCCACGUAGUUUUAGCCCUUCGCCACCUCGAAGAUCGUACGAUCGUGACUGGGAACGAGAUAGAGAUCGUGAACGUGCUCGAGACCGUGAACGUGAUUGGGAAAGAGACAGGGAUAGAUCUUACGACGUUCGUGAUCGUCUUGCUUUGGAUCCCGGAUGGCGGUCGGGAACCAGUAUUGCGGGAGAUUUGGAUAAUCAGCCACCUCGAAGACCUGGCGGGUUUUCUUCUGUACCGUCCCGCGGGCCAGAUAGGGAGGGCUGGGGUCGAGAAGAUCGGCGCUGGAUUGGAGACCGACGAGAUGACCGGGACCGCUACGAACCAUCACCUCGUGGACCUCCUCGGCCGAUAACAUCAUCCAUGCCCCAUUCAUAUCCUUCCGAAAGGCCGAGAUCCCCUCCUUCGGCUCCUCGAGGUCCGAGGUCAGUGACAGCUCAACCACUGGCCUCUCCAUAUCCUUCCCGGAUACCUCCAGGGCCCAAGUCUCAAGGCGCUCCGAUGUGGAAUGAUAGGGACAGAGAAUCUGGGCCUCGACGUACCUCCGGACCCAACGGUUUACCAAGUCUUAAUCUUGCCGCUGCACAAUCCCUCUCCGCGCAACCCUCUCCAACCAUCUCCAAGUUUUCCCCUACUACUACCUACAUACCAAAUGCCCCUAAUUCUGCGAGGGGCUCGAAUAGUCCCAUCGACUCCAGACGCACAAGAGAUGUGGAAAGGCCUCAGAGCUUACCUCCAGGCUCAAUAGUACCAAGUUUACCGCCAGUCAACACGGAGAUCGAACCGAAACCUGCUCCGGAAUCGCAAGAUUUAGAGGAAGGCGAAGUGGUAUCUCCUGUACAAACGGCUCGUAAUCCCUCAUGGAAUUACCCUGAAGAACGUCGACGCGCGUGGACUCCACCUAGAGAUCGAGAUAGAGAGCAUUGGGAGCGCGAAAGGGAGAGGGAAAGGGAGUGGUUACGAGAAAGGGAUAGAGGCAGAGUUGAUAGGGAUUUAGACAGGAGACGACCUAGUCCUGCUUUGAGCUCUUGGUCGAACAAAAGAACUGAAGAAAGUCGUCAAGUAAGGCCACGGCGAAGUCCAUCUAACCCUCCACGCGAUCCUAUUCGUCCUAUUUCUCCUGUGCAACGGUCAAAGCAGCCUACGCAUGUGCCGGUUGAGGACGGUGAAUUGAGGUUAUCGGAAGCGGCUAUCACGUCUGAUAAGCGAAUUGAGGAGCUAAAAAGGGAUCCUGAACGGACAGAUCAUCCAGCUACGCCUUCUGUUCCUCCACCCCCAUCACUACCUGACGCCGACGAUGGGAUGCCUGAUAGCACCCCGGUGAAGGAAGAAAAAGAAGCUAGUCCUGUUGAACACCCUGCCAUUAAUCCAGUGCGUGAUACGACAACGGAGACUGGGUAUUCCGCAUUACCUGUCCAACCUACGGCCGAUACAUUGAACGAUGUUACAAUGAAAAGUCCUGUGAUCGAAACAGUCGAUGCGCAGGCAAACGGCAUGCUUCAAGAGACUAUCACAACGGAUAUUAUCAUGACUAGUCAUGACACAAAAGAUGUCUCUAUGGAUCCUGCUUCGCCUCUCGGCCCGCCCCCUCUUGAAAAUGGGUCUGAAGUUUCUGUCGAAAGGCAAACUUCACCGAUUCUUGAUGCCGUCGCUCCAUCUCAACUAACAUCUCCUUCACUUCCAAAAGCAGAGAAAGUUAUAGAGUCUGUCGAUGCCAAUAUGGCGAACAACGGUGCUGUUCCGGAACCCACCGAACCAUUUUCAGGCAAGCAAACCGACACGGUUCCCCAGCUCUCUCCUCACUCUACUAUUGCCGAACGACGAUCUGUCAAACUCCCUCCAAACAUUCCUUUAAAUCGCAAAGAAUCCUUUCCUCGUAAAGACUCCAUGCUUUCUGGCCAAUCUACCGACGUUGAGAAUGAUGUCGAACUUAGAACUGCCGUCUCUGAAAUUGACACACUUGUGCUUGAGGACGGCGAGGAGCAAGAUGAAUUGGGAGCUGAAAAGGCCCGGGAGUUGAACCUUAUCGCAAGUGUCAAGGCGGCGCAGGCAAGGCAUGUCCACUUGCAAGAGUUCCCCAUUCUUGCAUGGAACAUGGCUGCGGCCCCGGAGGAGUCUUCAAGGGUUACGGUCAUGGAUGAUGAAGGGCGAGAGCGGAUGUUGAAGGAGUUUACCCGUCCUUUGAAGCGUGAAGAAGCUAUCCGAGCCAAAUUUGUCAGAUUUGUUGUCGCGCAUGAAAAGGUCAAGACGAAAAAUACUAUCACACGGCUCAAGGACAGCUAUCUUUCCAUCAACAAAAAAUGGAAGGACCAUUGUUCAUUCCUCGACGAGCUCAUGAAGGAACGCGGACCUCCUCCUCCUGAACUUUACGCUAUGCCCGGUGCAAUACACCCCGUCGUCACGCCUGGUGCUGUUGCCCCAACCACCCCUGCUGUUGAGGAAAUUUUCAACUCUCGUUCAAACCGUCGUCGUGGCUUGGGCGGUGAUAUCGUUGCUACCGAUGCCGAGUUCGAAGAAAUCUUGGCUGGGCUUGCCGACAAUGCUCUCAAGGAUCCGAAUCUCAGAGCUUCAAAAACUGCCGCUGUUAUCCCCGAUAUGAUUGUUGGCCAGGAGAGGAAUUUGCAAUACGACAACGAUAAUGACCUCGUAACAGAUCCCCUUUCUUUCUAUGACAAUAUUGGUGUCGCCGAACCUAUAUGGACAUCGGAAGAACGAGCUAUCUUCGUCAAACGUUACUUGGCGUACCCAAAGCAGUUUGGAAGAAUUGCCGAUGGAAUUCCUAACAAGACAGCUGGUGAAUGUGUGCUUUAUUACUACAGAACCAAGAAAGAGAUGGAUUACAAGGGCAUGUUGGCGCAUAAGCGAGGUGGUGGAAAGAGGAAAUUGGCAUUGAAAAAGGGUGCGAAGAGCUCGGCGUUGAUGCAAGAUUUGACGAGGGCAAAGCCAACAGUGUCCAAAGAUGAUGCGGCUGUUGCCACGCCUGCUAAAGGUAGAGAACAGUCGGUGGUGCUUCCAGCUGGCGGUAAGCGAGGAAGAGGGGAAGGCGGAGGACCCGGUAGGAAAAAAAGAGUAUCGCAAUCGGUUGCAGUGCCUCAAACGCCAACUCCGCAGAAUGAGGAGGAAGAAGAAGGUCACAUGGAUUCGGCAUCAACGUCAAGGGCCGGUAGCGAAGUUCCUUCAGUUUCUAGCACUAAAGCCAAGAUGCGUAUGACUGUCAAGACUGCCAAACGACCCCGAGUCAGCUCAAUUCCCGAACUUUCUACACCAACUCAGAACCCUCCGGCUCAACCUGACACAACUGCCUUAACACCCGCGACUGAAGUUCCUGAGCACCCUUCUUUGACCAACACAACGGAACUCGCUGCCGCUGCUCUCGCCUCUCUCGCAGAUGUUGCAACCUCUGCCGCUCAAGCUGAAUUGCUCCCACCCGUCCGGCGUGCUGGUAAACGACGCAAGAUCGCUGGUGAACCGGGUCCCAUUGUCGAUCCCAACGCUCCUCCUGCCAUCACCGUUGCUGGAGCACCGGAGAAGGAGAAACCCGCACGAAGAUCUGCCACCAAUUCUUACUGGUCUGUGGAGGAGAGGCGAAAAGUUAAGGAACUUGUCGUGUUGCAUGGGAUGGAUGCCAAGUUGAUUGCAGCGCAAUUGAAGGGCAAGUCCGAAAGGCAGGUGGGGAAUUUUUUGGAAGGUCAUAGGACGGAAUUGGAAGCUUUGGAAGGUGUUACUGGGACGACGGGAGUUGUUGAAGAAACGAAGGUGCAGACAUCUACACCACUUGAGUCGCAAGCUCACCAACAAAUUGAUGCGCCUGUACAAGCUCGUCCAGAAAUGUACAACAAGCCUCGCCAAAGCGGUGGACGUACAAUAUACGACGCCUUCCCUUCAUUUAUGUCUAGUCAAGAUCGCUACGAGCCGCGCUUGGGUAUGUUUCCUUCUUCUAACCCUGUCAGCACGCCUACUCCGGCUUCGCAUGCCUCUCAUAUCGCUCAAUCCGCACCAAAGUCUGCUCAAGGGAGUAACAGUCCUGUGAGGCCCAUCUUUAGGGCGGGCGGUAUGCGCAUAUCUGCUCUUUUGAAUGAUGAGCCUCCGACGGAAGCAGGUGAACAGGGUGAAAUUGGGGUUGUGCCGGAUUCUAUAGAUACCGCCUCAGAUGUGACUAUCGACGAACGCGAACUGGAUGUCGUGACGGGACCUUCCCCGCGUUCGCUGCCUGCAGCGUCUGACAUCCCCGCGGGUUACCCGUCUUACGAGCAGCGACAUGAUGAACGCCAUUCGGCUCACGCUUCUCAAUCCCCUUCGUUGCCUCACAUGUCUCACUCGCCAAAUGCUUGGAACGGUACUCGUCCUGAAGCUUCUCCUAUCUAUGGACAUGCGCCUGCUGUGCCUGCGCCGACAUUGGCUCAUCGUGGAUCAUGGGAGUCUCACCCCCCACCGGGUCAUAUCUGCACCAGCAGUACGACUAGGUUUGAGACCCUCCCUCCUAUUCGUUCCCAGCCUGCGACAUAUGAUCGGUCACCUCUUGCACAUGGCCAUAUUGGUCCAUUGACACCACAUGGUCACGAUCGAGAGCAGUUUCAUCAGCAGCAGCCGCAAGCACAUGAUGGCAGUCAAAGAGAGUGGGACGAGAGAAAAUAUGAGAAGACGGAAGGGUUUCAGUCUGCGACGUUACCACCGCUAAGAAAUAUGGAGCAUGAAGGAGGGGCGCAAGGAGGGACUGGCGAUGGAGUGGCAGAUGAUAGGAACGGUGAUCAGGAGAGAUAAAAUUGAGGUAGCAAGAGAAAUGAAGGGAAAAAGUGCAGCGAUGAAGUCUAGUUCUAUAUAACAAGUAUAGUAUUGCUAGCAGUGUAUCUAGCUAUGUAUAG